Molecule: messenger RNA, 525 nt
Organism: Phytophthora sojae
Lineage: Eukaryota; Oomycota; Peronosporomycetes; Peronosporales; Peronosporaceae
Exons: 1
Coding region: 1-525 (174 amino acids)
Source: RefSeq, a predicted model, not a curated record
AUGUCGGCAGCCAAGGCCUUCGACCACGCCGCGCACGCCCAGCACCGCUGGCGGCGCUUCCUGAACCACGACUCGAAGAACUACGCGGGCUUCUCCGUCAUGGCCGGCGGUCUGCAGUUCGCCAAGGCCGUGAGCUCGCACAAGCGCGCCAAAGGCAUCGCGUACCUGACCAAGAAGACGGCCGAGAAGCUCCCCAAGACGAUGGUCUACCCGUUGGUGCUCGGUGUCACGGGCGCCGAGCUCCUGAUCUGGGGCGCGUCGUACCUGAACGACGGCAAGGAUGACAACUCGAGCCAGGUCGCGCGUGACGCCAAGCUCGCGCCGAUGGCGUUCGCAGUGUACGGCACGACGCUCAACUCGGUGUACCCGCUGGUGGGUCGCUGGCGUCGCGUGCGCACUUGGUUCCGCCCCGUCAAGUGGGGCGCUGUAGGCCUCGCCAUCGACUACGCCGUGACGAAGAUCUCGGCGGCUGGAUCCAAGACACAGACACAGACCCCAGCGCUGAUUGAGACCGGGAAGGAGUAG